This is a messenger RNA of Oryza brachyantha (malo sina), 1114 nucleotides long. Its product is annotated as mitogen-activated protein kinase kinase kinase 1-like. Bases 114 to 1103 code for a protein of 329 amino acids. Gene Ontology annotation, molecular function: ATP binding; protein kinase activity. Lineage: Eukaryota; Viridiplantae; Streptophyta; Magnoliopsida; Poales; Poaceae. Gene Ontology annotation, biological process: protein phosphorylation. The record is from RefSeq and is a predicted model, not a curated record. The transcript is spliced from 7 exons.
AGGAGCAUCAUGAAGUGGAGGAAGGUGGACCUUGUCGGGGCGGGAUCGUCCGGAAGGGUGUACAAAGCUGUGGCUGAGUGAAGUUUGCCUCGCACUCGCACGCGAACUGUUUGAUGCAAUGCUUCGUUGUGUUCUCUUUCAUUGAGUCUGAGUGGACUGACAGUUUGAGUUACAUGUGUAAUGCUACUUUGUAUUGCCUUGCCAGGGAUGGCUCUGUAUUUGCUGUCAAAGAAGCGUCGUUGAUUGGCCCAGAAAGCUAUGCGAAGCAAAGCGCCGGUCAGCUAGAGCAGGAGAUCUUGCUUCUUAGUCAAUUGGAGCACAAGAACAUACUACAGUAUUUUGGUGCCAAAAAGGAAGAAACGGUGCUAUGUAUUUUCCUUGAAUAUGUAAGUGAAGGUUCUUUGGUAUCUGUAUAUGAGAAGCAGAAGCUUGAAGAAUCAACAAUAUCCUCUUAUACAAGGCAGAUCCUCCAUGGAUUGACUUAUUUGCAUCAUCAUAAUGUAAUGCAUAGAGAUAUUAAGUGUGCAAAUAUUUUGGUUGACCAAAAUGGGAUAGUGAAAGUUGGAGAUUUUGGACUGGCAAAGGAGAUAAAAGUCUGGAAGCAGAAAAGAUCCUGUACUGGAAGUGUAUAUUGGAUGGCUCCAGAGGUUGUUUGUGGCAAUCCGUAUGGGUAUUCUGCUGAUAUUUGGAGCCUUGGAUGCACUGUGCUGGAGAUGCUUACUAGAAGAAUUCCUUAUCCUGAUGAUAAUUGGGUUUCAGUCUUCUACCAAAUUGGUCGCGGUCAACUUCCUCCAGUUCCAGCCUCCAUAUCGCCAGUGGCGCGCGAUUUCAUCGACAAUUGCCUGGUGGUGAAUCCUGACGAUCGGCCCUCUGCAGAUGAACUUUUGAACCAUCCCUUUGUGGCUCUUCCAGAACCAAACUGGUGUGCUGAAUGCUGGCCUGGGCUGACAUUGUACUCUUCGAGAUUAGCUUUGACAUUGGUAGGCAAGAAUACUUUUGGGAAAUCCGGUCAUCCAGUUGCUCAUUGUUUCCUUCCUGGAAGUUCAGGGCCAGAAUGCUUGUCAAUUAGUUCAGGUUUCUGUCCUGUGAAUACUAGUAUUUAGGCCCUGUUUAU